This is a messenger RNA of Coturnix japonica (Japanese quail), 1775 nucleotides long. RefSeq names its product E3 ubiquitin-protein ligase RNF19B-like. Gene Ontology annotation, molecular function: zinc ion binding; ubiquitin-protein transferase activity. The record is from RefSeq and is a predicted model, not a curated record. Gene Ontology annotation, biological process: protein ubiquitination. Lineage: Eukaryota; Metazoa; Chordata; Aves; Galliformes; Phasianidae.
AUGGAGCAGCCCCCGCACACACAGGGCUCCUAUGGGCACAAGGCUGAGGCCAUACAGGAGCUGCCACCAGUGCAAGAGCCAGAGGAUCCCCACGUUGCCCUGCCCAUGGGAGAGGACGUGGAGCUGCUGGAGUGUCCCCUGUGCCUGCUGCCCCAGCCGCCCGAAGCCUUUCCCAGCCUCGUCUCCUGCUCCCACCUCUCGUGCCGGAGCUGCCUGCAGCAAUACCUGCGUAUCGCCAUCACUGAGAGCCGUGUCAGGGUGGCCUGCCCGCACUGCCCCGCCGCGCUGCAGCCUGCUGACAUCCACAGCCUCCUGCCUGAGCCUGCACUACGGGAUAAGUACGAGGAGUUCCUCUUACGGAGGCUGCUGGCAGCUGAGCCGGGCACCCGCUGGUGUCCCGCACCGGACUGCAGUUACGCUGUCAUUGCCUAUGGCUUUGCUGAGUGUCCUCGCCUCACCUGUGGGCGUGAGGGCUGUGGCACCGAGUUCUGCUACCACUGCCGGCAGCUCUGGCACCCCGAUGGGCCCUGCACAGCAGUGCCGCUGGCCUCCAGCCUCACCAGCCCCUCCACACAGCUGGUUUACACAGAGGACUCUGCCAACGCUGAGGCUGAGGACAUCAAGGUCUGUCCCCGCUGCAGUGCCUUCAUUAUGAAGAUCAACGACGGGAGCUGCAACCGCAUGAACUGCACAGUGUGUGGCUGCCUGUUCUGCUGGCUCUGCCUGCAGGAGAUCUCUGACGUGCACUUCCUGAGCCCAUCUGGAUGCACCUUCUGGGGUAAGAGGCCCUGGUCAAGAACCCGGAAAAUCCUGUGGCAGCUGGGCAUGGUGCUGGGGGCACCUAUGGUGAUCUCCCUCGUCGCAGGCAUUGCUGUGCCUGUCAUUAUCAUCGGGCUUCCCAUCUACACGGGUAGGAAGGUGUUGGGCCAGAGCCGGAGGAGCAGCUUGUCACCAUGUCAGCAGUGCUUCUCUGUCACCAGCGGCGUCCUCCUCUCUCUCUUUGUGUCCCCCAUCAUAACAGCUGUCACAGUGGGCAUUGGCGUGCCCCUGAUGCUCACCUAUGUCUAUGGAGUGGUAGUGCUGUCUCUGUGUCGGAACCGCAGUAGCUGUGGCCGCAACCAACCUGGGGACCUCGGUGUGGUGGAACUGGAGAACCUGACCAAGCUGAAUGAGCUGUGGUCAGUGCUGCCCAGCCCCAAGGCUGUUGAGGAUGGAGUCCAAGACACAGCCAACUCUUUCCCCAGCAGCAGCCACAGCCCACACCCCAGGGUGAUGUGGAAGGAGCAGGACGGCCACUCAGCCAGCACCGUGGCCCUCGCAGGGAGCACACUGAGCGAUAUGUCCUACAGAGAAGGCAUCAACAUCGAGGUGGAAGUCGCGAUUGAAUCAGUGCCGCAUCCCACCCGGGAGCAGAGCCUGUGCAGCCCGCAGUCAGGGCAGUCUCUCUCAGGGGACUCCCUGGGGGGCACCAGCGACAGCUGCAGCGUCACAGGCGGCCCAGCGGAGUGAAGAGGACGGCAGUGAGCUGGGAGAGCCCUGAGCUGCAGAGCACCCAUCAAUAUGAAGAGCCCACGCUCUCCCCCUUUGCGGCCCUGGACGCCCUCUGUGUGCCAUCAGCAGCCCUGGGGAUUGGAUCUGGCUGUCCCCGGACUCAGCAGACCCUCACCCCACACUCAGCACUGCCUGCUCCCUGUUGUAUCCAUCCCAUCGCACCUCUUCCCCAAAGGCAGGCUUGAGCAUUGGCGCUGCUGAGAAAUAAAAGACUCCAAGUGUCA